This is a messenger RNA of Gamsiella multidivaricata, 2747 nucleotides long. RefSeq lists its product as uncharacterized. Bases 66 to 2699 code for a protein of 877 amino acids. The record is from RefSeq and is a predicted model, not a curated record. The transcript has 3 exons. NCBI's taxonomy places the organism in Eukaryota, Fungi, Mortierellomycota, Mortierellomycetes, Mortierellales, Mortierellaceae.
AUUUUCACAGCCUGUCACUCUUUCUCUCUCUCGGUCAUGAACUGCCACACCUUGCUUCCGAUCUUAUGAUACAGCAUGUACGAGGUGCUGAAGGUGGAAGAUUCUACAUUUUUGUAAAUCAAUAUUGUGCAAACCCUGGUAAAGCGAACAUGUCAAACAUUGGCGAGAUGGCAUCGAAUACAUUCAAAGUCGAGCGUGAUAGGAAUUCGGAUGUCGGCGACCUCGAGGACAAAAUCAUGGCGAAAGCUCAGAUGGUGUUCGAAGAUAUUGACGUCAAUGACUCGGUACUCUGUACAACAGACGACGAGGAUCACGAUGAGAGUUCAUCGGAAGAGCGCAUUACUGCAGCCGUUCAUGACACCGACCGGCUACUCAACACCACAGCAACGAUCAUCAAGGCAUUCCAAGACGGUGGUCCAGAGGACGCAAUGCAUAUUAUCGCUGGGCGAUCCAAAGAUCCGAUGGGAGCUCUGAUCUCGACUUUGGGAGAAGUAAAUCCGAUGAGAGAUCUGGACCCGACCUUGGACGAAAUCGAGAAAGCUCACCUCCUCCGCGUGGUGAGGGCGCUCGUUGACGGUGUGCUUCAGGGGCUGGCUGCCGGACCAGCGGCGGCUGAUUCGUGUGCGUGCCAUGGUGUCUCCCAAGGGUACCAGCAUGAAACAGCCCUCGUUCCGAGUCUUAGAAUCGCUUAUGCUGGUGUGAGCAAUCGGAUGGUAUCUGGUGUGUAUGCUGGGACUUGCAGUGGCGAAUGUACGCAUAGUAUUGGGAUCACUCCAUGGCGCUUGUGGACGAUGCUCAAUAAUGGCCGAUUGACCAAAAACGGGAGCAUGCCAGCAAUGCCAGACAAAUACUACGAUCCAGUGGCUGAGAUGCACUUGCGGCAGUGGUUCGGCGAGCGGCGUAUAUGCCUGAUUGCCGUCGCUGGCCUUGAGGAGAACAGGUGGGCGCCAGGUCUAAGUGGCACUGGGUGCCGCGCGUGCGGCCUGAGGCGUGCAGUACUGGACCGCACACCGAACGCGUGGGGAGUCAGUGAUACUGAAUUGGAGGCUGCCAAUCAUGCGUCUGUUCAUAAGGCCUUCAUGGACGUGCUUUCUGCAGGGAAUGAUCUCAGGAUUUCUUGCAUGUGCGAUGCAUGUUGGUUGUUUGCUUGUAAGCGGAGCAUGAUGCGGCCCGGUAUGAUGCCCACGGCUGGGACAGUCAUGGAGGCGCUCGCAGCAAUGGUUCCACCUGCUGUGAGGCAGGUACGCUCACAGGCGAUCACAUUUGCCGAAGGUGCAGCGCAGCUGGCAAAGCAUUGUGAUGAUGUGCGGUUCUUCGACUUGGUGCAGGGUAAGGUGGUCAAUCUGAGCACCUUAAUGCGUGUCAGCGGCCUGAGUACCCAUGGCUGGUUUUAUGCUAAUGCAUACCACAGUGUUUUCGUCUCACAUACGUGGGGGCGGUACUGGUGCAAAAAGCUUAACCGCCGUUUCGGUGUUGACGUCCCACAUGUCUGCAAUAAUGCGACGGAGAGGCAUGCAGUCAUUACUAAUGUGGAUACUAUGCUGCGUAGCGCUGCUCUCACUGGGAGGAGGUAUGUGUGGCUGGACUGGCUGUGUGUCGAUCAGGAUAAGGCGUCGCCGCAAAAAGCCCUGAUGGUGGCGUUGCAGGCCGCUUUAUUCGCUGUAGUUCAAUUCAUGGUGGUGUAUGCACAUGAACCUCAGACAAUCACCAGCUUUCAAUUACUCCAUGAUGGCAUCACGCACGCUUGUGCUAAUACUGACCUCAAGCGGGUGGCCGACGGUGCGUGGUUCACGUCGUUGUGGACUCUGCAGGAGUUGGCCCUACAUAAGGAGUUCAUGGGUGUGAUCAGCAAAGAAAGCUCUGUCGUCCCUGCCUUCAGCCUCCAUGCUGCAGCGGUAGAAUUGGUGCGCAUGGGGUCGCUGGAUUUUGAGCAUGCGCUGUGGGUGUGCAAUGAGAACUUACUGCGUACUGGGCUCUCGGUGUGCGUCUCGCAGACGAGUUCAGUUUACGCGUGUGCAGCUUCUUAUCGGGUUUGUCAGCUCGAUGACCGGCGCGCAGCCUACUCCGCCGGGCUUGCUCGGCUCCCAGGGUACGAGUACAGUGACUGCAUCGGGGAUUCGGCUGGUAUACUUGCGUCUGGUUGGAUCACUGAGCUGAUCAGUGCGAAGGGCGGGUUGUCAGAGGCACUCACGACGGGGUGUUAUGUGCGGUCCACACGCGCGCACUCACUCAUAUAUCAUGUGCAGUCGUGGCAUACGUGGAUGGCCGGGAUCAGUGCCGAACGGGUUAGUGUCCUUGGACGCGCAUGCAGUGGCAGCCUUAUGCUGGGUGAUAAGCCACGGCUAAAGCUCAGGGCUUUCCAGAAUGUCCACGGAUGGCAGCCUGCCCAGGACAUGGCCACUUUGCUGCUCAGUCUCGCGACUGUGCUGUUCUUAGCCGAUAUCGGGGGUAGCAAAGACGAGGCUGAUGGUGUGACCAUGCUGUGCUUGGUGCUCACUGGACUGGAUGGUCAUCAUGCAUUUAGGUGGACUGCUGCCAUUGUUACCGUGUGGGAGGCACCACCGGGUGUCGUCACGUACUAUGAGUUUGGUGGGCAGAGGCAAGCUGAUCCUACCAACCAUCUCAGUCAAGCCGAGGUGCUGAGCUGCAAUAGGAAUGAACUCCGGGCCGGCUCUCAUAUGUUCGCUUCGGGCCACUAGGAGUCGCAGAUGGUCCCCAACGCGUAUAUAUAGUCCGUAGCCCACUUG